UCCAUCUUAUACUCAUGCUCCCAUCGUGGUUAUGUCUAUUGAGCCUCAACAUGGAGCUCAUAUCAUUCUUCGCAAACUUAAUAAGGUUGAAUAUAAAUAGAGCGGAGAGACAAAUCCAUCAGAAACAAGGAGGGUGUCAAUGGAGUACUCAUGGGUUGGGGCUGCCAUUGCAGUGAUAGCGAGCUUAAUAGCAGUGUGGGUAUCAUGGGGUGCGUUGAACUGGGUUUGGAUCAGGCCGAGGAAGCUCGAGAAGCGGCUGAGAGAACAAGGCCUGGCCGGAAACCCUUACCGGAUUCUCUAUGGGGACCUGAAGGAGAGCUUGGCGCUGUUGAAGGAGGCCAACUCCAAGCCUAUGGCCUUCUCCCAUGACAUUGGUGCAAGGGUGUUGCCCUCCAUCUCUAAUGCCAUCCAAAACCAUGGAAAGAAUUCAUACAUAUGGCUUGGGCCAUAUCCGAGAGUAAACAUCAUGGAUCCAGAGCAACUUAACGCUACCUUUUCUCUGAUCAAUGAUAUCCAAAAGCCAGAUAUGAACCCGUUCUUUAAGUUCCUUUUAGAGGGAAUUAUAACGCAUGAAGGCGAAAAAUGGGCUAAACAUAGAAAGAUUAUCAACCCUGCGUUUCAUUUGGAUAAGUUGAAGAAUAUGGUACCAGUGUUUGUGGAUAGCAGCAAUGAGAUAGUGAGUGAAUGGGAAAGAAUAGUCCCAGAAGAUGGGUGCUGUGAGUUGGAUGUAAUGCCAUAUCUACAAAGCUUGACACGUGAUGCCAUUUCCAGAGCAGCAUUUGGAAGUAGCUAUAAGGAAGGACAAAUGAUCUUCCAGCUUCUUAAACAACUUACUGAUUGGGUGGUUAAGGUUGCUGGUGGAAUUUAUAUUCCUGGAUGGAGGUUUCUACCAACAAAGUCGAACAAGAAAAUGAAGGAAAUAAAUAGAGAAAUAAAAAGAAUGGUUUUGAGUAUUAUAAACAAAAGGAAAAGGGCAAUGAAGGAAGGUGAGGCUGUACAGAACGACCUAUUGGGCAUUCUCCUACAAUCCAAUUCAAAACAAAUUGAAGCACAAGGAAACAACAAAGACGUUGGAAUGAGUAUAGAAGAUAUCAUUAAUGAGUGCAAGAUCUUCUACAUUGCUGGCCAAGAAACCACAGAACAGCUAUUAACUUGGACAAUGAUUUUGUUGAGCUUCCACACCGAGUGGCAAGAGCGAGCUAGAGCUGAGGUUCGAGAAGUAUUCGGUGACAACAUCCCAGAUUCCGAUGGUCUACCUCGUCUAAAAGUGGUAAAUAUGAUUUUACACGAAGUUCUAAGGCUAUAUCCACCUGCAAGUACGCUUAAUCGGAUGGUUAAAAAGGAAACGAGAGUUGGAAACUUGAGUCUACCGGCUGGAGUGAUGUUGAUUGCACCAGUGGUUCUUAUUCACCGUGAUCGUGAGAUAUGGGGUGAGGAUGCGAAUGAGUUUAAACCCGAGAGAUUUAGCAAUGGAGUUUCUAAAGCAUCGAAGUUGCAGCCUGCUUUCUUUCCAUUUGGAUGGGGUCCUCGGACAUGCAUGGGGCAGGACCUUGCGAUACUUGAGGCUAAAGUUGCGAUGUCCUUGAUUCUACAACGUUUUUCAUUUGAACUCUCUCCAUCCUACGCCCAUGCUCCCACUCUGCUUAUGACUACUCAGCCUCAACAUGGAGCUCAUAUCAUCCUACGCAAAUUGUAACCGCCAGAUAUUUGAAUAAGGCUUAUGUCUUAGAUUUUUAAGUUUAUCUCAAUAAAUUUUGAUAUGGAACUCUUGAGAUUUGAUAUAAAUUUGUUGAA
Messenger RNA from Cucurbita moschata (crookneck pumpkin), 1794 nucleotides. RefSeq names its product cytochrome P450 CYP72A219-like. The coding region runs from base 140 to 1696 and encodes 518 amino acids. Gene Ontology annotation, molecular function: monooxygenase activity; heme binding; iron ion binding. The record is from RefSeq and is a predicted model, not a curated record. The transcript has 6 exons. NCBI's taxonomy places the organism in Eukaryota, Viridiplantae, Streptophyta, Magnoliopsida, Cucurbitales, Cucurbitaceae.